AUGCAUAAAGCGAGUCAAACACCCUAUAAAGCCAAAUCAUCAACCAAGGCUGAAGCAAAACUCAAAAUCAUGAAGCCCAAAUCGAAGAAAAAUGCCAAGCGAUCAAGGGAACCCCCACCCCCACCUGUUCCUUCUCUUUCGAUAUCCUCCACUAUACCUACAUCAUCAUCCCCUGUUCCUGCUAUUCCUAUCAUCCCCACGUACACUGUAUCCACUCCUCUAAAACCAACCACCCAUGCACCUGAGCUUACUGCGGAAAAUAACUCUAAGUCAACAAAGGUUAAGGCCACUCCAAGAAAAUCUGUCAAGAAAAUAUUUGAUGCUGUUACGCAGGAUGCUACACCCCUAGAUACUCUCCCACCCACGACUGAGAAGCCACAAGUGGAGAAAUUCACUGUAGAAAAGGGUGCAGACGAAGAAAAUCAUAGUGAAGAAGAGGAUGACUCUGAGGGUGAGGAUCAAGAAAAGGUACGUGAGAGUGAAAGAGGUGAUGAAGAGUGUGAGGAAGAAGAUGGGAAUGUGAGUGAGGAAUCGGAAGGUUCCAUGACCAUUGGGAACACUGUUAUAGCCCCUUCAGAAGACACUAGUGAAGACACAAGGGCUCAAGAACAUGGGUCUCUGUUAACUCCUUUCACUAUAGAUGAAGAAGUAAGCAGUGAUAAAGAUGAUGUACCACUAUCUGAGGUUAUUCGGAAUUGA
This is a messenger RNA of Nicotiana attenuata, 699 nucleotides long. Its product is annotated as rab-like protein 6. The record is from RefSeq and is a predicted model, not a curated record. Bases 1 to 699 code for a protein of 232 amino acids. The transcript has 4 exons. NCBI's taxonomy places the organism in Eukaryota, Viridiplantae, Streptophyta, Magnoliopsida, Solanales, Solanaceae.